Cloeon dipterum is the source of this 872-nucleotide messenger RNA. RefSeq names its product nucleoside diphosphate kinase-like. The transcript is spliced from 4 exons. Lineage: Eukaryota; Metazoa; Arthropoda; Insecta; Ephemeroptera; Baetidae. The record is from RefSeq and is a predicted model, not a curated record. Bases 40 to 549 code for a protein of 169 amino acids. Gene Ontology annotation, molecular function: nucleoside diphosphate kinase activity. Gene Ontology annotation, biological process: UTP biosynthetic process; CTP biosynthetic process; GTP biosynthetic process.
CACUUCCUCUCUCUUGCGGCCUUCUAGCCAGCGUGUUGCAUGAUCUGCUCUCUGCUCGCAUUAUUUUCCCUGUUUUCCCCUGCGAUGGCCGCCGCCCGUGAACGUACCUUCUUGAUGCUCAAGCCCGACGCAGUCCAGAGGGGACUUGUCGGCAAAAUCAUCCAGCGCUUCGAGGAGAAGGGCUUCAAACUGGUCGCAAUGAAGUACAUGUGGGCCUCUGAGGAGCUCCUGAAACAGCACUACGCAGACCUUGCCACCUAUCCAUUCUUCCCCAGUCUGAUCAAGUACAUGAAUUCUGGCCCAGUUGUGCCAAUGGUGUGGGAGGGCCAGAACGUGGUGAAAACUGGACGCGUUAUGCUCGGCACGACCAAUCCCGUUGACUCUGCCCCAGGAACCAUCCGCGGUGAUUACUGUAUCCAGACUGGACGCAACAUCAUCCAUGGCUCAGACGCUGUUGAAUCGGCCCAAAAGGAGAUUGCUCUGUGGUUCAAGCCUGAGGAGCUGGUUGCCUGGCAGUCGGCUGCUAACUCCUGGGUCUAUGAGGAUUAAAGUAACAUCCGUUCGCUGGUGCUUAACAGUAAGCAAGCAAGCAAGCACUCACACGCCUUCAGCCAUUCCUCGCUAUAAUUCCAAUUUGAUGUGUAAUAUUCUCAUGCUAUUUUAUAACUAUAACUUUUGAAACAUUUUAAGUGACCAGCACUCUUGUAGAGUUCAGCUACUUUUUAAAAAUUUCCGUUGUGUGAACUGGUUUUAAUCUGUAACGUGACUUAGCAAUUGAUUUGAACGUUUCAAAGUAUUUAUUGUUGAGCGAUGGCAAUUUUUGCUGUUUUAAAACAGCGCUUUUGGUAUUAAAGAUCAUGCCAUGGAGAAAA